Messenger RNA from Scheffersomyces amazonensis, 1961 nucleotides. RefSeq names its product glyoxylate reductase. The record is from RefSeq and is a predicted model, not a curated record. The coding region runs from base 461 to 1570 and encodes 369 amino acids. The transcript has a single exon. Gene Ontology annotation, cellular component: cytosol. Gene Ontology annotation, molecular function: NAD binding; glyoxylate reductase (NADPH) activity; hydroxypyruvate reductase [NAD(P)H] activity. NCBI's taxonomy places the organism in Eukaryota, Fungi, Ascomycota, Pichiomycetes, Serinales, Debaryomycetaceae.
GGUAAAGGACUAUAGUAGUUUAUCUUAUGUUAUAUUAUAUUAUAUUAUAUUGGGUCGCGUAAUUUAUAGGUCCGGUCCGCUCUUCGUUCCUAUGCUCGAGACUUUUUACCCUUCUCUGUUUUUUCUACAAUUUAGACCCCAUAAUUACUAUAAUAAAUUUAAACAAUGAGACAAAUCUUCUAUUGCAUAAAUUAAGAAAACUCAAUUGUUUGCUCUCCAUAACUGUUUCUGGACUUUGCAUUCAUUACAAGGCACUUCUAACAUUAAUGGCAAAUGGUUUACUUCCACAGUUUAUCGUAUUUUCUUGGUGAGCCGCACUUAGCCGGGGAUCGAAACGCUUUGAAAUUUUUGUCAACGUAAACUACAGUUCAGUAACUCCCUUUCGUUUCGAUUCGUUAGAUAUAAGAUCUUCUUCUUUCUUAAUAGACAAUAUAGAUAGAUUUCCAUUUGACUUUGUGAUAUGACUGUUUCUGAUAAACCACAAGUCUUGUUCAUUGGUGACUUGGACGAGUCGUUACCUGAAUUCAAAGAAUUUUCCACUAAAUUCGAAGUAGUUAAAUAUAAGAUCUCCACUGAAGAAGAUCUCAUUAAUAAAUUUAAGACAGAAUUCAAAGAUAUUCAAGCAAUUUAUGGUUCAUGGCUUGGAUUUGUUCCUGUUGGAGGUUUCAAGGGUGAUAUUUUAAAAAAUGCUCCAGCACAUUUAAAAGUUAUUUCAAUAUGUUCAGUGGGUUACGACGGUUAUGAUGGCAAAGGUAUGCGUGAAAAGGAUAUUGUCCUUACUCAUGUUCCAUCUGAAGGAGCAGCUGAACCAGUUGCCGACUUGGUUUUAUUCAAUACUUUAGCCAGUUUCAGGCAAUUCAAUAAAUAUGAAAAGCCAUUUAACCCAGAACAUAAUCAUACAGUCAAAUUGAGGAAAUUAUUGGAUAACUCGUCUUCAUUCGACACCAAAUCCGGUUCUGUAGUUCUCAGUUCUAAUUCCACAGAUUAUCAUUUUGGACACUAUAUCAACGAAAGACCUAAUUUGAAUCCUAGAAAUCAUAAUGCUGUCAUAGUUGGAUUUGGAAAUAUAGGGAAAACUAUAGGGAAGAAAUUAAGUGAUCUUGGAAUGAAUAUUCACUAUAUCAAAAGACUGCCUUUAUCCAAACAAGAAGAAGAGCAAUUGGGUUACAAGGCCAUAUACCAUCCUAAUAUUUUGUCCACUAAAUCAAUUGCUGAUUUAAUCGUUAUUGCCUGUCCAGCCACUCCUGAAACUGAACAUCUCAUUAAUAAGGAUGUCAUUGACUCUAUUGAAAAUCCAUUCAGGAUUAUUAACAUUGGAAGAGGUAUAAUCAUUGAUGAACUGGCCUUAGUUGAUGGAUUAAAAUCAGGUAAAGUUUUAUUUGCCGGUUUAGAUGUGUAUGAACAAGAACCAAGAGUCAAUGAAGAAUUAUUUGGUAGACAGGAUGUUAUCUUGACCCCACAUAUAGGAGCAUCCACUGUUGAAAAUUUUGAUUUCACAGCUAUUCAAGCUUUAAAAAACAUUGAAAAUGUCUUGUUGCAAAAUGGUUCUGGCUUAAACACAGUAAAUUGAGAGUGCACGAAAUGGUCGUGUGCUGAAGGAAAUCUACAUUGGGUGCGACUCCGGACUAGUUGUCCCUACAUAGGACUGUCAGAUGGUCGGCCCCCCACAUGUACCUUUCCGUCAGACAAAAAAAGUGUAUGGGUAAAUGGAUGCGAUGGCAUGGACAUAUCGGGCUUUAACAUCCGAUCUAACUCCUUUUUUCAUUUAAUUCUUUUUUAUCAAUUUAAUCAUAUACUACUAAAAAGAUAUCAAAAGUACAAAAAAUUACAGGGAAAGAAACUAAUACGUAACUGUAUAUAUAUUUUAGUAGAAUAAAUAUUCACUUUUUCUUUUUUAGUAUAUAACGAUCAUUUUAAGCAUUGUAAAAUUGGUAAGGAAUAAAUAUGAUAAAAAAUAAAAG